Candidozyma auris is the source of this 777-nucleotide messenger RNA. RefSeq names its product 6-phosphogluconolactonase SOL3 (gene SOL3). The record is from RefSeq and is a predicted model, not a curated record. Gene Ontology annotation, biological process: carbohydrate metabolic process; pentose-phosphate shunt. The transcript has a single exon. Lineage: Eukaryota; Fungi; Ascomycota; Pichiomycetes; Serinales; Metschnikowiaceae. Gene Ontology annotation, molecular function: 6-phosphogluconolactonase activity. Bases 1 to 777 code for a protein of 258 amino acids.
AUGGUAACUUUAUACUCAAACAAGGAGUCUUCUGACGUGGCUAAGGCCGUUGGUGACUACAUCAUCAAGAUUCAAGACGAAUCCAUACAGAAGGCUGGAGUUUUCAAGGUUGCGGUAUCUGGCGGAUCGUUGGGAAAGGUGUUGAAAGCAGCCUUGAUCGAUGAUCCAGAACUCUCCAAGAGAGUCAAGUGGGAUAAAUGGGAAGUCUUCUUCAGUGAUGAAAGAAUUGUUCCUUUGGACCACGCUGAGUCAAACUAUGGUCUCUUCGACGAGAAAGUUCUCCUGAGCUUGCCUGCUGGGUCCCCUAAACCAAAAGUGCACACCAUCGAUGCUUCUUUAAUAACUGGUUCUGAUGGUCAAACUGAAGGCUCUGAUAAUGCCAAGGACGAGGCCAUUGCCGAAGAGUACGGCAAGCUCUUUGCCAACGAUGCCCAUCUCGACUUGAUUCUUUUGGGUUGUGGCCCUGACGGACACACAUGCUCAUUGUUCCCGGGGCAUCCUUUGCUCAAAGAAAACAAAGCCCUCGUUGCGUUGAUUAAAGAUUCUCCAAAGCCUCCACCAAGAAGAAUCACCAUCACAUUCCCAGUGUUGUCUCAGGCAGGCAACAUUGCCUUCGUUGCAGAGGGUGAAGGGAAGGCCCCCGCGAUUGAUGAGAUCUUCAACAAGCCAGAGUCUCAGUUGCCUUGUAAAUUCGUGAACGACCUCAACGUUCCUGUGACAUGGUUUGUCAAUGACGCCGCCCUCAAGAACGUGAAUGUGACUCCAUCAAAGUAUUAA